CUUUCGGUUACGUCAAGAUAUAAUAUAUAAAUUUGAAUCUAAAUUAAAGUUAUAUUUGGAAAGAACUUGUGUGCAUUUAGUGGAUUCAGAAGUACUAAAAGCUGCAGAUAUAGAAAAGAUUAUGAGUUCGACAAAAGGAAAACGCAUUAUCGACUCGUUAAUCAGACCAACCCGUCCUCUAAAAAAUCAAAAAGACAGACGCUCAUCUAUUUACCUAUAUAGAAUCACAAAUGAUCCAAAUCCGGAAUCCAGUAUCGCUGAACCAAAAUUCGGCAGAGGAAAAAAAAUCCAUGUAUGGUUAAACGGGGAAGCCCAUUGUUACGAAUUGACCGUCAAUCCCAAUGACUUCAGAACCUGGAACGCCAUUCUUCGUUUUUUCACCAACAGCAUCAAACCAGUCUUUGGAGCUAUUACAAGAUUGCUUGCGUUAAGUUCUAUGCAGUACAUCGACUGUUUUGAUGCGCUGGAUCCCAAUGAAAGAUACGUGGCACUUGGUGCAGCUUGCAAAUUCAAAAUGGCACCUGGAGGAUAUCAUACCUCUUCCGAAAAGGAACUGUACCAACGAGGAAAGGCAACAAAAAAAUUUUACUCCGGAGAAAUGAAUAAGAAAGUCUUACCAUUUUUGAAAGAAACGGGAAGAAAAAAUCUUACUAUAGUCUAUUUAGUAGUAAACGGUAAAAAAUCUCAAAUUCCCCAAAAGCUUGUUCUUAGUUCCAAGGAAUUAAAAGAUUGGGUAUUGAUAUACAGAUAUCUAAGUAAAGUUUUAGAUAUUCCUGAUGGUAUUUCUAGCAUAUGUACUAUCUUCGGUGAUGAAUUAAAAAAACCUUCAGAAUUUCAACACGGUUACCUUUACGUAGCCGUAUCAUUCAAAGAAGAAUUUGUUGAAAUGGAUUACUUAGGUUUGUUUUAUGAAUAUGUUAGUAAGUAUAAAAAUAGUUAUACGUUGGCGAUACAUCGUGCUUCUUCGCGUGCCGGAAAACAUUAUUCGGCGUUUAGAAAAAUUGAAAGAAGAGCCAAUAAUUCGAACAGUUUCAAAGACAAACAGUUGCAAAGUAUACCUAAUAUGCAAAAAGAGAGAAAACCGAAGAGUUCGUUGAAACAAAUACAUCAGGCUGGUCAUAAGGAUACACGGACACGAUCUGAAUCACAACAAACCGGUAGAGUGGUUACAAUUGUGGAGCAUAACCCUUCAACAAGAUCCGACUCUGCAAAGAUGGAACGCUUAAUCCGAGCGGAGUUAGAGAAGCAAUUGGAAGCUCACGAUAAAAAUAUUACCGAACUUGAGCAAAAUAAUUCAAAAGAAGAUAAACAAACUAUGACUUAUUUCAAUAAGCGUCAUAGUACAGAAUUUCAACCGAAGACCAGUACCAGUUCCAAUAUGACAACUUUUGCAGAAUUGGCAGAAUCUCAACGUAAGGAUAGCUCUUCUUCAAACAUGACAGCCAUCACCGAACUGGCAGUUCACAGCAGUGAAACCCCUAGUGAAAUUACUGAGAGUAUAUCAGAAUCCUUGGCUGAAAGUCCUACCUAUACAAUUGUGAAAAUACCUUCAUCGCCACGGCGAUUAACAGUUAUGGAUGCCUCAAUAAACACAAAUAAUAUUUCUAUCGCAUCUGGAUCUAAAAAUACUAACAUUUACACGAGAGAAGUGAACAGUAAGAUAGCUAUGGUGAAACCUACAAUUCGAGAGUCCACAAUAGUGAUUACAAACUUGAAAGAUCCUCGUAAAAUCAAGAAGGUAAUUCUUGUAUCGAGUCAAAAUACCCCUCCAGUUCAUCUAACAAACAGAGAAGACAUAACUGUAUAUAAUAUACCGAAGAAUAAAUACCUUGACAAACAAAGCAAUAAAGCUGGAUACAAACUGGAAGAACUUACGAGAGGUUCACGAAAUGAAACAUCCACUUUUGACUACGAAAAGACCCAAAAUAUAUUUGCCUCGAUAUUUACAAGGGAAGAAAAUUCGCUUCUGGAAAUUUCAGAUGUUGAUAUUGACGACAAAACUCAUACUUCCAGUUACGCAGAAUCAGAUAUAAGUGAAGAGGAUUAUUUAGAAGGGCAUUCCUCUGCCGAGGAAAUAUAUAUGAAAGAAGGAUGUUCACAAUCUUCCAUUUCCACUGAUUCCAUUGAAAAUGCAUAGGUAUUCAUAGGCUUGCUCACAUAAAAAAAAAUAGCAAACUUUUUGAAAAUUUUCAUUGAAAAAUCUGGUUCGAAUUAAUGUAAAUUAUAAAAAAUAGAUCUUGAAAUAAAUU
Molecule: messenger RNA, 2249 nt
Organism: Diorhabda carinulata
Lineage: Eukaryota; Metazoa; Arthropoda; Insecta; Coleoptera; Chrysomelidae
Exons: 15
Coding region: 122-2137 (671 amino acids)
Biological process (GO): intracellular signal transduction
Cellular component (GO): microtubule; microtubule organizing center
Source: RefSeq, a predicted model, not a curated record